UAUCCCACUUCUAUAUUCUCUCAUUUCUUUCAAAGUAAGUAUCAAAAACUUGGUAUACUAAGAUAUCCUUAUAUUUUCAUAAACAUGACUAGCAUGAAAAGAAGCAGAGAAGAUGAUGGACAAGUGGAAGCACAAGCCAUGGCUAACUGCGCCUUAAUUCUAAACAACAAACUAGAUCAUUGGAAUGACUUCGAAUGCAAGACUUGUAAUAAACGGUUCCCAUCUUUCCAAGCCCUCGGUGGUCACCGUGCAAGUCAUAAACGGCCAAGAUUACUCGGAGAUUUUGUUGUUGAAGCCAAAAAGAACAAGUUGUAUAAAUGUUCUAUUUGUGGAAUGGAGUUUUCUUUAGGUCAAGCAUUAGGUGGACACAUGAGGCGUCACCGCGAUGAAAUUAAUAAAACAUCGACGAUGAUUCCAGUGUUGAAGAAGUCAAAUAGCAGCAAGAGAAUUUUUUGCUUGGACUUAAACUUAACCCCCGAGGAAGGAAAUGUUGAUCUAAAGAUAUGGCCAACGGCAUCAGUUCCAUCUCCAGCCUUACAUAUCUUUUAUUUAGGUCCCCUUUCAUUGUAAUCCUUGUACAUAGGAUUAGGAGUUGAAGUUGAUUUGUUAGUUCUUUUCUUGUACAAUUCAUGCUGCAUUUUUUUUCUUGUAUAUUUCCUUAAUUCCCUUGAUUCUUUAUGGGAACGGUAGAGUAAUUUUAUUAUCUUGACUCCCUUGAUUCAUUUAAAUUCUAUCAAAUUGUACUCCCAAUUUAUGAUAUAGUUUGAAUUCAAUAAAACAUGAAAUCUUUGAAA
Molecule: messenger RNA, 794 nt
Organism: Lycium barbarum (goji berry)
Lineage: Eukaryota; Viridiplantae; Streptophyta; Magnoliopsida; Solanales; Solanaceae
Product: zinc finger protein ZAT11-like
Exons: 1
Coding region: 85-570 (161 amino acids)
Source: RefSeq, a predicted model, not a curated record